UCACUUGAUACCGCUGACGAUUGGCUCAUUGAGGAGAUGCCUUGAUAUCGUUCUCAGCUACAGUUUGAUCAACUUUCGGAAGGUGGCUGGUAGUGAAACCCAGUAGAUGUGGAUUUUUGUGGUAAUCAACACCGUGUUCCAAUUUCAGCGUGAAUAUCAACAUUACAAUGUAUAUUCAUGCAGUAGGGCAGAACACUUGACAGUACAGCUCAUUACAAACAUGACCGACCUUAGCAUUUCAAAAUCAGUAACCGAAUAUGGUUGUACCAAAAGCGCAGACAAACUUCAUCAGUAUAUAUAUCAUCAUUCACUACGUCUGUCUGAAGCACAAAAGUGGUUAUUACAAGAGACCAGUAAACAUCCACUGUCAAGAAUGCUUAUCUCUAGCAUAGAAAUGCAACUUCUAUCAAAUUUGUGUUAUGCGAUAAAUGCUAGAAGGACACUUGCUAUUGGAACUUAUACUGGAUAUAGUGCAUUGUCUAUCGCAGAAGUAUUGCCGUCAGAUGGACGUGUAGUUGCCUUGGAUAAAACGGAUGAAUAUUUGAAAGACUAUUGUUUGCCAGCAUGGAAGAAGGCAGGUGUAGAAUCGAAAAUUGACUUCCGACACGGUUCAGAUGUUCAAAUACUACAAAAUUUGAUUGAUAAUGGAGAGAGUGAAACAUUCGAUUUUGCCCUGAUCGAUGGUGAAAAAGAAAAUUAUAGUAAAUAUUACGAAUUAUGUUUAAAACUAGUUCGACCUCGUGGAAUCAUCGCCAUUGAUAAUGUUCUAUGGAGGCAGCGUGUGCUCGACGAGAAUGAUAACAGCUCUGAAACUGUCGGUAUAAGAGAAAUGAAUGCAUUGAUAGCUAGAGAUAACUCUGUUCGAAUUUCUCUCUUAAGAACUGGAGAUGGAUUGACAAUUGUUGUGAAGAAUUGAUUCAUGUUAUGACUGUUUUCAGAAUGGUUACAUCCAUACAGACACACAUAUAUUUGAUUGAUUAACCGAAUUGCUUUGAUUGCUUUCGCACAUAAAUAUUUCCCAUUACUAAGCUGUCAGUUUCAAUCAUCACUGCAUAUGUAUGUUGUUGUAAUAAAACAUUUCUCUGAAGGGUUUCUGUAUAUUA
Messenger RNA from Schistosoma bovis, 1103 nucleotides. NCBI's taxonomy places the organism in Eukaryota, Metazoa, Platyhelminthes, Trematoda, Strigeidida, Schistosomatidae. The record is from the annotation of a GenBank genome assembly.